Molecule: messenger RNA, 1194 nt
Organism: Ostrinia furnacalis (Asian corn borer)
Lineage: Eukaryota; Metazoa; Arthropoda; Insecta; Lepidoptera; Crambidae
Gene: eIF2alpha
Product: eukaryotic translation initiation factor 2 subunit alpha
Exons: 7
Coding region: 133-1128 (331 amino acids)
Biological process (GO): translational initiation
Cellular component (GO): eukaryotic 48S preinitiation complex; eukaryotic translation initiation factor 2 complex
Molecular function (GO): ribosome binding; translation initiation factor activity; RNA binding
Source: RefSeq, a predicted model, not a curated record
AAUUCUGUUGUCAAAUUGAAACGGAACGUAAUAGUUGUCGUCGGUGGUCAACGUGAACAAAAUCCCGAUUUCAUCAUUUUUUUAGGCGUUACUGUGUUUAUUUAACUAAAAAGACACGUUAAAUCAGUCAAGAUGCCUUUAUCCUGUCGAUUUUACCAAGAAAAAUAUCCAGAAGUGGAGGAUGUAGUGAUGGUUAACGUGCGGUCAAUAGCAGAGAUGGGUGCAUACGUGCACCUGCUCGAAUAUAACAACAUUGAGGGCAUGAUCUUGCUUUCCGAAUUGUCGAGGAGACGUAUCAGGUCUAUCAACAAAUUGAUUAGGGUGGGCAAAACUGAGCCCGUGGUGGUUAUAAGAGUGGACAAAGAAAAAGGUUACAUUGAUUUGUCAAAACGUAGAGUCUCAGCAGAGGACAUAGAAAAAUGUACAGAACGGUAUGCAAAAGCCAAGGCGGUCAACUCAAUCCUGCGUCACGUAGCCGAGCUGCUCCACUAUGAAAGCUCCGAACAGCUAGAGGAGUUAUACAAGAAGACAGCUUGGCACUUUGAAGAGAAAUAUAAGAAAAAGGCGUCUGCUUACGACUUCUUCAAACAAGCUGCUGUAGAUCCCUCUGUUUUAAACGAAUGCGGUCUCGAUGAGAAAACAAAAGACGUUCUUCUUGCCAACAUUAAGAGGAAGCUGACAUCACAAGCGGUGAAGAUCCGUGCGGAUAUCGAGUGUGCAUGCUACGGAUACGAAGGCAUUGACGCUGUCAGGGCUGCGUUGAAGGCUGGCCUUACGCUGUCCACUGCGGAUAUGCCAAUCAAAAUCAACUUAAUUGCCCCACCUUUAUAUGUAAUGACUACAUCAACGCCCGAAAAAGCGGACGGUCUCAAAAUCCUGCAGGACGCAAUCGACAAAAUCAAAGAGAACAUCAUGGGCGCCGGCGGAGUUUUCAAUGUACAGAUGGCGCCUAAAGUGGUGACCGCGACGGACGAAGCAGAACUGGCCAGGCAGAUGGAGCGCGCGGAGGCCGAGAACGCGGAAGUGGCCGGCGACUCCGCCGAGGAGGACGAGGACCAAGGCAUGGGCGACGCAGGAGUCGACGAACCGCAGCAGAACGGCGCCUCCGACGAAGACGACGACAACUGAACUGUAUCAUACUGUCAUGAUAGCCUCAUGUUAAUAAUACUAUAAUAUACACACGUUUUAUACAAA